Suillus plorans is the source of this 722-nucleotide messenger RNA. RefSeq lists its product as uncharacterized. The transcript is spliced from 4 exons. The annotation marks the transcript as partial. Lineage: Eukaryota; Fungi; Basidiomycota; Agaricomycetes; Boletales; Suillaceae. The record is from RefSeq and is a predicted model, not a curated record.
GCCAACAAUGUUCUAUCUUCUGACCGGAUCAAGUAUUUUAAAGCCGGGCUGCAAUGGGAGAUGAAUACUUUUGUCACACCACUCCUGCAGUACUCUGCUUCACAGAAUAUCGUGUCGGUUCUUUCGGUUCCAGUCGCUUAUAUCCUUAAGUUGUAUCCCAUGCUAACCUGGAACACGGUUCCGGACGACGUCUUUUCCUUUUCAUUCCACCUCCUCGCAUUUGAUGAUGAGGCAAUUGCAGGACAUCCAUCCCGGAUUGUGUUUGAAUAUAAAUGUCCAUGGUGGAUGGGAAACACCACAAUCCCAGAUCAACUAUGGCAUUGGGAUGAGAUAAUGGCUUCCUGCAUCUCUCACUACCAGUAUUGGGCGCUUGGUGUUGAGGAUGAUGCUUUGGUUCUUCCAGAGAAGUUGAAAAACACUUCGAGUCCACCACUGAUGGGACUGAGGUGGAUUAAAGAACGCAUGGAAGCAUUGAUGGAGGAGCAAGAUGAGGGCGUCCAAGCCAAGAUGGCAGAAGUGAAGAUGUACACUGACAUGCUAGAGAAAUUGAGGAGAGGCAAAGGAGUGUAGUCCCAUUCAGUCUUCAUUGUAUACAAGAUGUAAAAUAUUAUAGGCAUUCAAAAAUCUCGUGUCCCAGUCUUGGAAGCCCGGGUCCCGAGUCCCGAAUUUUGGGGUUCGGGGUUCAGCGACCCGGAGCUCGGCAACCGUGUCGGGUGUCAGGG